Molecule: messenger RNA, 3802 nt
Organism: Malaclemys terrapin pileata
Lineage: Eukaryota; Metazoa; Chordata; Testudines; Emydidae
Gene: KCNQ4
Product: potassium voltage-gated channel subfamily Q member 4
Exons: 15
Coding region: 502-2631 (709 amino acids)
Biological process (GO): transmembrane transport; potassium ion transport
Cellular component (GO): membrane
Molecular function (GO): voltage-gated potassium channel activity
Source: RefSeq, a predicted model, not a curated record
GGCGGCGGCGGCUCCGAGUCCUGCGCGAUUCGCUGCGCUUUGACACUAACCAGCCCCCCAGUGCCAUGUAAACUGCAACUCUUGGAAACUUCGGCUCCUCUCCAGGCUUCGGCGCAGGAGCCUCGGGACGCGUCCGCCCCCGCCGCUGAGCCGGGGAGCUGGGGGGGGGGGGGUCUCCCCGCGGCUCGGGGAGGGAAGCUGCGUGUCCCCCUCCAACGACAUCGAAUGGGCUGAACCUGCGAGGCGUCCCGGGCUCCUUUCCCGGCCUCCUGCGGGGAGCGUACCGGACGGAGCCGGGCUCGGAGCCGGUCCAACUUGCAGGGGCGCGCGGUCCCCUCGCUGCCCGGGGCAGGCGCGCCAGGAAAGGGCCCCUUUGGGGAGCCAGGGGGCGCGCGGAGAGCUCCCCUCCCCCCGUCCCAGCCCGGGGCCCGGACUCGCCUGGAGCUCGGGCCAUGCGGGGCCGUCCCGUCCCGGGGCCCCCCUCCGUGCCGUGAGCGCGCCAUGGCCGGGCUGCAGCCGCCCGGCGAGGGGGACCUCUCCAUGCUCUCGCCGCCCCCGGUCCCCGGCGACCCCCGGCGGGUGGAGUUCGUCGCCCUGACCGAGGUGCAGACGGAGAGGAACGAGCCGCCCGCGGGCAGCCCCCGGCGCUUGGGGCUGUUGGGGACCCCGCUGCCAGCGCCGCCCGGCGGGGCAGCCGCCCGCUCCGCCGCGCACAAGCGUUACCGGCGCCUGCAGAACUGUCUGUACAACGUGCUGGAGAGACCCCGCGGCUGGGCGUUCAUCUACCACGCCUUCAUAUUCCUCCUAGUCUUCAGUUGCUUGGUGCUGUCCGUGUUCUCCACCAUCCCAGAGCAUCAGAAACUAGCCAACCAAUGUCUGUUCAUCCUGGAAUUCGUCAUGAUUGUGGUGUUCGGCAUGGAGUACAUCAUCCGCAUCUGGGCAGCUGGCUGUUGCUGCCGUUACCGGGGCUGGCAGGGGCGGUUCCGCUUUGCCAGGAAACCCUUCUGCAUAAUAGAUUUCAUCGUGUUCAUCGCCUCGCUGGCCGUUAUCGCCGCCGGCACGCAGGGGAAUAUCUUCGCUACCUCGGCACUGCGCAGCAUGCGCUUCCUGCAGAUCCUGCGGAUGGUGCGCAUGGACCGCAGGGGGGGCACCUGGAAGCUACUGGGCUCAGUGGUCUAUGCCCACAGCAAGGAGCUGAUCACAGCCUGGUACAUCGGCUUCCUGGUGCUCAUCUUCGCCUCCUUCCUCGUCUACCUGGCUGAGAAAGACGCCAACACGGAGUUCGCCACCUACGCUGACUCGCUCUGGUGGGGCACAAUCACGCUCACCACCAUCGGCUAUGGGGACAAGACCCCCAAUACGUGGCUGGGCAGGGUGCUGGCGGCCGGCUUCGCGCUCCUGGGCAUCUCCUUCUUCGCUCUGCCUGCCGGGAUUCUGGGCUCCGGCUUCGCCCUGAAAGUCCAGGAGCAGCAUCGCCAGAAACACUUUGAGAAGAGGCGGACGCCGGCAGCGAACCUGAUCCAGGCUGCCUGGCGCCUGUAUUCGACAGACGUGAGCCGAGCCUACCUGACCGCCACCUGGUGUUACUAUGACAGCAUUCUCCCAUCCUUCAGAGAGCUGGUCCUUAUGUUUGAGCAUUUGCACCGAGUCCGCAACGGAGGAGUUAGGAAUUCAGAGGUGAAAAGGUUUCCUGACGGAGCCCCACCGCCAUAUCACUCCUUCACCUCUGGCCAGAAAACCAUCGCCCCUGCUUUUUGCUCUGGGGAAAGCCAGAUCUUUAGUAGUAAGCGGAAUUUCUUUCGGAUUCCCGCCGGCUGGAAACAGAGCAACAAAAUGGGCAUCAAGGACCGCAUCCGCCUCAACAACUCGCAGAGGCAGGGCAGCCGGGGAAAGCAGCACCUGGCCCCGCCCAUGCGCCGCUCCCCCAGCACCGAGAACGUGCAGGAGGCCUCCAGCCCCACCAAGGUGCAGAAGAGCUGGAGUUUCAACGACCGCACUAGGUUCCGGGCGUCGCUGAGGCUCAAACCUCGGCCACCGGUGGAGGUUGACGGCCUGGUGGAGGAGAGCACCGAGGAGAAGGGCUAUCAGUGCGACCUGACCUUCGAGGACAUCAUGCCAGCUGUGAAAACACUCAUUCGGGCUGUCAGGAUCCUGAAGUUCCUAGUUGCGAAGAGGAAGUUCAAGGAGACCCUGCGGCCCUACGACGUCAAGGACGUCAUCGAGCAGUACUCAGCCGGCCACCUCGACAUGCUGGGCCGCAUCAAGAGCCUCCAGUCACGCGUGGACCAGAUCGUGGGAAGAGGAGCCAUCACUGUCGAUAAGAAGACCCGGGAGAAGGGAGAAAAAUCCCUGGAGGCCGACCUGGUGGACGAGCUCAGCAUGAUGGGCCGAGUGGUCAAAGUGGAGAAACAAGUGCAAUCCAUAGAGCACAAGCUGGACUUGUUACUGGGCCUCUAUUCCCAGUGCCUGCGGAAAGGCUCCACGAACUCCUUUGCCCUGGCCGGCAUGCAGAUCUCCAGCUUUGACCCGGACAUCACCUCCGACUACCACAGCCCCAUAGAGCACGAGGACAUCUCAGUGUCCGCGCAGACCUUAAACAUCUCCAGGUCGGCCAGCACCAACAUGGACUGAGAGGGGUUCCCAGCACAGGUGGGGCGGUCCCGGGGGAGAGUUGGGGGGACCGGUCGUGAGCCUGGUGGUGAACGUUCUUGUAGACAGACACACUGAUAGCUAGCAGGCAAGAAGACCGACCCGUGAACCCAGCCAGGUUCUGGGCUGGGGACCACGCGGCCUCGUCUAACACGUCCUGAUGCACUAUGAGCCUCACCUUGAUUUUACUUGAACAAGUCUUCCUUCUGACCGUGCACAAGCAGGAACUAUUAAGCAACUAGUCUUCAGCACCUGGGAGCCAGCUGGGGCCGGGACCCCGGGGGAUGCAGCGGUGUGAGAGUUUCUUAAAGCGUUAAACCUACAAAACCGACGAGAGAAACGCCUGGUAUCUAAGAAGCUCUUUUAUUUAUAGGAUCAGCCUCUCUAGACUUUGUCCUCUGCAGGCAGUCUUCUCUGCGGAGGAAAUCCCCCUCUCCGGGCACAUCCCUGGUUGGGUGGCGCUGCCCCAGGGCAGUGGGAGGGCGAGUUGGCCAGGGAUGCAACGGGCCAGCGUGCCUUGUCACUCGGUCUUUCUUCUGGGCGCCUCUCCGGGAACCGUCCUCGGAAUGAGCGUUGACACAGGGUAUGGAAUGACGGAGAGCCUCUGAACUCCAAGGUUGGCGGUUCUGAUCUCUUCACCCUGCGGCUCUACGCCAUUGCCCCUCCAGGGAGGCAGAGCAGGGUUCUUACUAACAGCUAUGCAAGGCUAGAUAACCCUUUACUGUCCAGUGCUAGACAAGGGGCACUGUGACUCGACUGAAUGUGGUUUCUUACGGACCUAGGAAAGAGUUGGGGAAUGCCCGGGGGGUGUUUCCUGUCUCCCAGCGAGCAGGGGGCUCUGAUUCCGGCAGCCGUGACUGUGAUUCAGUAGGCACAACGGAACCGUCUGCACGGCAGCGUUUCAAUAUGCAACCUUCGAUCCCGACGGGUGGGGUGGAUGAGUGGCCCGUCGGCCUAGGCAAUAGCUGUUUACCCCACGCCCCUGGGACCGGAUCCGGGGCUGCUCGAGUCAGUGGGGUUUCACGGGGCAAACGCCUGGCGGACAGACUCGGACGGACUUUAGAUCAAGCCCUUGACUUGAAAGGGAUAACUGGCCCAUUGGACCAAAUGCAGUCCUGUUGCACGAGUCCGUGGAGUUAACAGCAGGCCUGGA